CUGGUGUCAGGCAAUAGCAGCAGGUCUGAGCCAAGAUUGAAACCCAGAACCUCAGAUUUGUAAGGCAAAGGUGUUCAUCUCUAUUCCACUGUUGCCUGCAACGAAAACUUUGACUAACAAUUGCUACUGCACAGCAUCUAGAGCUGCAGGUUUUAUGCAAAUGAAAAGUGCUGCUGAUAUUUUCAGGGGAGCUGUCAUGUUGCUUGAGUCAUCCUGCUGAACGGGUUUUCCCUGCUCUUUCUCAUUGUCGACCUGUAGUGUUGCUUUUGCUUGUCUUUGUGUGCGGGGAGAAAUAACUAAAACUGAAGACAAAAGAAGAGGUUCCUUGGAAGCAUUUUGUUUCAUGCAACCUUUAGCCUACACCGGAAAAUAAAAGGAUGCGGUUCCGCUUGCGCAUCUUCUUGUCUUGUGGCUGUUUGCUGCUCCUCUUCACAGUGGUUGACUGGCUCCUUCGCCUCAAGGACGAAAGAGAAAUGGAGUUCUUGAAAACAGGACAUUUAUUUAACCAGUCCUCAGGGGCAAAUUGGGGGAUGGUUGUUGAGCAAAGGAGUCAGUGGCUCUCCGAUGUAUGUAAGAGCAAGAAUCUUUGGGGUGACACCCACGUCUCCGAGUUGGCCUUAGACAACAUCUUUGUCUCCGACCGACACAAUAUAUUGUUCUGCCAGACACCUGAUGGGGAUGACGAUGAAUGGAAGAAACUCCUCAUAGCUCUAAGCGGAACAUUUUCGAGUGUAGAGGAGAUCCCAGAGAAACUAGUUCAUGACUAUGAGAAGAACGGCCUGCCCCGCCUCUCAUCACUGACGCCACAGGAAAUUAGACACAGAUUAAAAAAUUACUUCAAGUUUUUCAUCGUGAGGGAUCCAUUUGAGCGGCUGAUUUCCACAUUUGAGGGCAAGUUCCUGUUUAACAAACCUUCUGAGCCUUGGUACAAGUACACCAUCGGACCUGCCCUGAUCCGCAAAUACCGCAAAAGCUCUCACCACCUCAGAGAUACUGGUUUAGUCUUUGAUGAAUUUGUUCAAUACCUGGGGGACGAGGACGGCCGGAAGGCCAUGGACUGGCAGUUUGGCCAGCACAUCAUCCACUGGGCACCCUACAUGGAAUUGUGCACGCCGUGCGACAUCCACUACGACGUCAUAGGCCACCUCGAGACAUUGGAGCAAGACACCGCCCACAUUCUGAGGAGAGCGGGCAUUGAGCAGCUUGGGUCCUACCCGCCCAUUUCUCCUGGCAUUGCACACUACAACAAGACCAAGGUGGAGCGUUACUUCUCAGGAAUCAGCAAGAAGGACAUCCGACGCCUAUAUGCCCGCUACCAGGGGGACUUUUAUGUAUUUGGAUACCCAACCCCUGGCUUUUUACUCAACUGACAUGCUUACAAGGGGACACGAUAUGCCAAUGUUACUUUUUAAUUGUUUGAAGACAAAUACUUGUCUGAAACGUCGGUCAAGCCAUCAC
This is a messenger RNA of Hippocampus comes (tiger tail seahorse), 1458 nucleotides long. RefSeq names its product carbohydrate sulfotransferase 10-like. NCBI's taxonomy places the organism in Eukaryota, Metazoa, Chordata, Actinopteri, Syngnathiformes, Syngnathidae. Bases 378 to 1370 code for a protein of 330 amino acids. The transcript has 6 exons. Gene Ontology annotation, molecular function: sulfotransferase activity. Gene Ontology annotation, biological process: carbohydrate biosynthetic process; proteoglycan biosynthetic process. Gene Ontology annotation, cellular component: membrane. The record is from RefSeq and is a predicted model, not a curated record.